Molecule: messenger RNA, 636 nt
Organism: Rana temporaria (common frog)
Lineage: Eukaryota; Metazoa; Chordata; Amphibia; Anura; Ranidae
Gene: ATP5F1D
Product: ATP synthase F1 subunit delta
Exons: 5
Coding region: 74-562 (162 amino acids)
Biological process (GO): proton motive force-driven ATP synthesis
Molecular function (GO): proton-transporting ATP synthase activity, rotational mechanism
Source: RefSeq, a predicted model, not a curated record
GAGCUCCCGCGCGGCGGCCUGUCUUGGUAUCCGGUGCCCUUGGCUUCGGUCAGAGUUAUUCCCCGUCUUCACCAUGCUGUCCUCUCGGGCUCUCCGGUUUUUCCGUUCUGCUGUACCCCGCCAUGUACGAAGCUAUGCUGAAGCCGCACCUAGUGGGACGUCGGCCAUGAGCUUCACAUUCGCCUCCCCUAGCCAGGUCUUUUACAAUGGAGCCAACGUGAAACAAGUGGAUGUUCCUACAACUACGGGAAUGUUUGGUAUCCUAGCAAGUCAUGUCCCAACAUUGCAAGUUCUCAGACCUGGACUUGUCACAGUGUUUAGUGACGAUGGAUCUGCAACCAAGUACUUUGUGAGCAGCGGGUCUGUGACAGUGAAUGCCGAUUCCACUGUACAGUUGCUGGCUGAGGAAGCAGUAAAACUGGACAUGUUGGAUCCAAAUACUGCAAGGUCAAACCUGGAAAAGGCACAGGCAGUGUUGCAGAGUGCGGGAGAUGAAGUCGCAAAAGCAGAAGCUCUGGUUAAUGUUGAGGCAUGUGAAGCCAUUGUUAAAGCUCUGGAAUAAAAUCUGGAAUUGUAUAUCUUCUACAGCACUGCUUCCAUAUGCCGUCCCCCCAAACAAUAAAAAAAAAUUGUUGA